AUGAAACGAGGCUCAGGGAGCAGACGUCUCGGCGUAGAAUACGGACACGCACACACGCCCACAACGCACACAAACGACAGACGAAAAUAUCACUCGUAUCACCAUGCAAAUGGGAAAGCGCAUAACGCCAGCUGUUAUAAUCCUUACGAUUUAAAAGUCCUUACGUUUCGUGGUACUGUCGUAAGACGGUCACGGGCGCAGCAUCGCAGGCCGCGGGUCACGGCUCAAAUCUCAUCCAAAGGCGCCGUGAUACACAGAACUGGUUUCGUGGGCGUUGGAUUCCAAUGGAAAAAUACACGAACGUCCACUAGUAUUCGACACUCGCGAUAUCGCGGUACUGCGGUCACACAGCAGGAAAAUCAACGGGUGGAGAUUAGCAUGAAUGAUAUUAACAAUUUAGCAAAACGCGGACGAGGUGCGACGUCGGUGCUGGUCGCAGCGCGACUGGUGGCAGAACUACGCUGA
Molecule: messenger RNA, 465 nt
Organism: Pieris macdunnoughi
Lineage: Eukaryota; Metazoa; Arthropoda; Insecta; Lepidoptera; Pieridae
Source: the annotation of a GenBank genome assembly